AUGGAGUCGCUCCAGUCGGGUUACAAGCCCAAUCUGGUGAUGAUAUUUGCCUGUCUUGGCGAAAUCCACGCCGAGCGACAUCAUAGAACGAAGCGAAAACUCGACCUCGACGAGGCGAUCUGGGCCACGAAACUUGCACUCAGCAUCUCAUCCGCGGACCAUCCCCUCACAGCCAUCCUGCUGGGUAACCUUGCGAAUGAGCUCUGGCGACGCUACCGAUCUAGCGGCUGCGAGGAUGACUUGCAACAGGCGUUGGAUUAUGGAUUUCGGGCGUUGGAAUCGGUUUCACAGGAGAGUUCCCACCAAGCGGCAGUUUUAGGCACUCUAGGAGCCAUUCGCGCCAGUCUAUACAAUUGUCGGGGUGAUUUCCGAGACCUGCAAGAGGCAAUAUCGAUUACACAAAAGUCGAUCGAUAUCGCGACCCGAUGCGCCGGAACCACUCCCAUGAUCUCCUUCAAUAACUUGGGCGCAUACCUGUGGACACAAUACUGUCUUGCUAGCCAGGGAGAUGACAUGGAUAACUCCGUUGUGUCAUUUGCCAAGGCUCUCGAAUGUGCGACAAACGAGACCGUCGAUCGGGUGACUUGUCUGAUCAACUCCGCCCAUGUUCUGACGCAGCGAUACCACCGCACCGGACAACUGCAGGACUUAGGAUGCGCUUUGGAGAAUGCUAAGGAGGCCAUGCGUCUCGAUCCCCAAAACAAUGAUUUGGCGACUUUGCUAAAAUGUCUGGACCGUUUCCUCGACCGCCGUCGAGAGUCUACAUCCUCGCUGCACUGGUUUCAAAGCCGCGGGCAUGCAAAUACUAAUCGCAAGUUAUGGACGCCUCUGAUAUUGUUGGGUGUUUUCAUAUUCAUUGUCACAAUGUAUGCGUACCAUCUAAGAACAGAAAUUUUGCUCUCUAUAGUCGCUUUCCCGAUUGGGAUUAUCUACCAUUGGAUGGCCAGUGCGAGACCUACUACUGCACAAGAGGAAAAGUCUACGCAAGAUUAUUAUACACCGAUUCUGUCAAUGAGAGGACUUCUCAAUUCUCGGGGCCGAUCACACCAAUAUACCCCCAAGCUAUUAGCAGUUCCAUUAAUGCCGGUGCCGUUUGCUUCAUCACUGCGGGAUAUCCACGCUCCAGAUUUUUCUGCAUACGCGUCUUCGUUGUACCAUCAGCGACGGCAAUCAUUACAAUCAGUAAAGUCCGAACGAAAGGUCAGAAGCCGAUCGCCUGCCGGUUAUCGUCGGGACGGGGAUGAAAGGGUGUUUGAGGGCAGGCACAGUGGCCACCGGCGUGCGUCUUCUUCUCGGAUCCAUCAAGGAACACCGACCAUGGGCAAUGUGACGCCGAGUGGUUUUGUGAGUCCUAGAUCUCAGAACAAUUCUUCACCCUCGACUUUGCGAAAUGUAAGGCCGCAAGUCGAAAUUGAGCUUUCGCGGAAUGUGAUGGGCCUCAGCCGCAGACAGGGAGAGGCUUAUGUUAGAGACAGCAAUAUGCAACGUUCCGUCGGUACUGAUUCUGGGUAUGGAUCAUCCAGCGCUCGACAUGAAAGGGCCAGGGAUGUCGAACACAACGAUGAAAACCACGGUAUUUUAUUAUCUGAUGAGCAGCAUCAUGAUUCCAACGCCUCGCACAGCAGCGCCAAACCCGUUGAACACGUUUCAUCUCCCCUCAUUCCAUCACAGAAGCUCUGGGCUGCGCUAGCAAGCCAAUACUCGGAGCACAGAAUAUGGGAAGAAGGAGUGUCAUCCCCGGAGGAAGAAGAAAAGGAGCAGAUAUCGCUCAUUCGCCAAGGACAUACAAAUCUCAAAAUGGAAAAGAAUAGUGGACUCGCCAUGGGCAAUGUAACCAGCACGCGAGCGGAAGUUGUUGGAUACGACAAUUCCAGAGAACCACAGUCCCAGCAUCAAUAUCUGUAUCACGAGGAAUUUUCAAUGAUGGACAGAGCUGACGGUGUCCAGAGUCAGAUCUCCUCACAAAAGGAGGAAGUGCAGGUUGUUUCUAUGCCAGAAGUCGCCCAGAACACUGUGUCUGCUGAAGCCUUCGUUCGUAAUAUAGAAUUACGAGUGCACGCACCCCUCACAUCUAUUGAUGAGAAUAUGGUGCGUAGUCAGGUUCCUCGGAUUGUAGAAGUGCAGGAUGAGGAUCCUGAAAUCGAGGCGGAGGAUUUCAACAUCGAUUUGGUGGACCAGUUGGCGAGAGAGUAUCUAGAAAGCUCUACCUUGUAA
Talaromyces amestolkiae is the source of this 2214-nucleotide messenger RNA. RefSeq lists its product as uncharacterized. NCBI's taxonomy places the organism in Eukaryota, Fungi, Ascomycota, Eurotiomycetes, Eurotiales, Trichocomaceae. The coding region runs from base 1 to 2214 and encodes 737 amino acids. Gene Ontology annotation, molecular function: protein binding. The transcript has 4 exons. The record is from RefSeq and is a predicted model, not a curated record.